GCUACGCUAGCGCCGAUGUUAGUUAUAUUAUACGGGUUUUGUCAAGAGUGUGUGCCACACGCGUUCGUAAGUCGCCGGCCGGUUAAAACAAUUAUUACUUUUAAAAUAUCGUCGUCUUCUAUUAUACCAUUAUUUAAAACGAAAAAUCCUCGUAUUAGUGCACACGUGUUAUAUUUGAAACUAUAUAUUGAACAUUUUGAACAUUCCGAUGGACAGUUGUGUUGUGAAAUAGGGCAUGGUAUUCAUUUUUACAUCGCUAACAUCGUCGAAGAACGAAGUACAGUCUUAAAAGUUCCUGUUAUCCUGUACUAUGGAUGAAAGCAAGAAACCAAUUAAUUUGGACUCAGUGUUGGAAAGUCUUGGUCCUUACGGACGUUACAAUCUAUUGAAUUUCGUCCUACUGCUGUUCCCUGUACUACUAAGUAGCUUCUAUGAGUGUGGAUUUAUAUUCGAAGCCCAAGAACAGACAUACAGAUGCAAAGUCAACGGCUGUGAAGAAAGAUUCAAUGACACUUCGUGGCUUGAUUAUGCCAUACCAAAUAACACAAAGUUAAACCGGCAUGAUAUGUGCAGUAGAUAUGCCACCAUCAAUGACACCGUACAGCAGUGCACACCUGACGAAUUUAUAAACAAAACUGUUCCUUGUGAUAGUUUUGUUUACGAAGAAGGUCGAUCUUUCGUUAAAGAGUUCGAUUUAGGUUGUCAGGAAUGGAAAAGAGCGCUAGUGGGCACCGUGCACAACUCCGGCAUGUUCGCCGCCAUGUUGGUGACCGGAGCAAUUUCUGAUCGCUUCGGCCGUAAGGUGGCUGUUGGAAUGGCAUCAUUAGCCAGCUUUAUAUUCGGUAUUGGCAGAGCAUUCACAAAUAAUUACCUGGCGUAUUUAGCUAUGCAUUUCUUAGAAGCUGGUUUUGGAGGAGGACUGUAUCCAUCGGCGUAUGUAUUGGCUGUGGAAUUAGUGGGAUUGAAACAACGCGUAAUAGUAUCUGCGAUGUGUAACAUGACGUUUGUUGUUGGUGAGAUACUUUUAGCUCUACUCGCGUGGUUCGUCGACAGCUGGAGGAAUUACAUCUUUAUACUAUACUCUCCUGCGAUCCUGGUAGCAAUCUACGUUUGGUUCAUGAAUGAAAGCGCUAGAUGGCUAUUAAGUAAAGGAAGACGAGAAGAAGCGGUUAAAAUAUUAAAAAGUGCUGCAAAAAUUAAUAAUCUUGAUCCAAGAAAACUUGAAUUAGAUGCGCUGGGAGAUCCAUUACUUGAUCCAAAGAAUCAAACGGUCGAUAAGAAAUCGCAAUUCUCAAAAGCGAUUCGUUCGACUAUAAUAUGGAAGAGACUAAUUAUUUGUUCGUUUUUGUGGAUGACAUGUUCAUUAGUGUAUUACGGAUUAUCAAUUAACGCAAUGUCACUUAGUGCUAACAAAUAUAUUACUUUUAUGUUGGUCGUUGUGGUUGAAAUACCGGCAUAUGUCAUUGUUGUGGUUGUGUUAGAUAAAUAUGGAAGAAAAAAGACUUUAGUUGUGAAUUAUGUGUUGUGCGCAGUCACCAAUUUGCUGUUCGCAUUUUUACCGAAAUCUGAUUGGUGGUCUAUCCCAAUCUACCUGGUGGGCAAGUGGAGUGUAACACUUGCGUAUAGUUCCGUCUACAUCUACGUAUCAGAAGUGUUCCCAACCAACAUGAGGCAGACGCUCAUCAGCUUCUGUUCUACUGCGGGCAGGAUUGGUUCUCUUGUUGCACCGAUGACACCCUUAUUGAAUCAGUACCACAGUUCUAUGCCGACUGUGAUUUUCGGUGGAAUGUGUCUUAUAUCAAGCAUGUUAGUACUAAUGCUGCCAGAGACAAGGAACAUGCGUCUACCAGACACGAUAGAGGAAGCUGAAGAACUUUCCAGAAUGAAAACAAGAUCCGUCGUCAGUUCAUAGAGUAGGUAGCAGGAAAG
Molecule: messenger RNA, 1929 nt
Organism: Papilio xuthus (Asian swallowtail)
Lineage: Eukaryota; Metazoa; Arthropoda; Insecta; Lepidoptera; Papilionidae
Product: organic cation transporter protein
Exons: 7
Coding region: 311-1912 (533 amino acids)
Biological process (GO): transmembrane transport
Cellular component (GO): membrane
Molecular function (GO): transmembrane transporter activity
Source: RefSeq, a predicted model, not a curated record